AUGGAGUUCGACCUGGCCGCAGCCGUCGACUCCAAGGAGCCCCAGGGGACAGGCCAAGUGGGAGACCACAAACACAGCCCCCACAAAGUUCGGGCCGCGUCAGAGGCGGGGGCGCCUGAUAAACCGAGGGGUGGCGGUCACCGCAGCUCCUCAGACUCCAGCAGCGACAGCUCCAGCGACUCGGACAUGGAAGCAAAGCCUCCCGCGGCCGCCUCCGAAGGGCACAAGAGCACGCCGGCCAAGGUCAAGAAGCCCAAGGCGAAAAAGAAGAAGGAGAAGAAAGGCAAGGCGAAGAAGGAGGCUCCUCACUGA
Mirounga angustirostris (Northern elephant seal) is the source of this 312-nucleotide messenger RNA. It is a transcript of the gene CUNH19orf33, whose product is annotated as chromosome unknown C19orf33 homolog. The record is from RefSeq and is a predicted model, not a curated record. NCBI's taxonomy places the organism in Eukaryota, Metazoa, Chordata, Mammalia, Carnivora, Phocidae. The coding region runs from base 1 to 312 and encodes 103 amino acids. The transcript has 4 exons. Gene Ontology annotation, cellular component: nucleus.